Messenger RNA from Sorghum bicolor (sorghum), 1772 nucleotides. RefSeq names its product seipin-2. The record is from RefSeq and is a predicted model, not a curated record. Gene Ontology annotation, biological process: lipid droplet organization; lipid storage. The transcript is spliced from 2 exons. NCBI's taxonomy places the organism in Eukaryota, Viridiplantae, Streptophyta, Magnoliopsida, Poales, Poaceae. Bases 293 to 1699 code for a protein of 468 amino acids. Gene Ontology annotation, cellular component: endoplasmic reticulum membrane.
UCUAAGCAUCUUUAUUAGCAGUUUAAAUUUAGAAAACCAGAUAUCUGAAUUUUGGGAAACCAGACAAUUUUUGAGUAAAAAAGAGAAAAAAAACAACGACAACAAAUAACUUGAAACUACGAGGUGGUAACUGAAAACAACCGCGCGUCUUCUCCCACCGGCCACCGCUGACCGCCCCACCGCCCGGAUUCCUCUCCCUCCACGAAUUCUCCUCACAAAUGCUUCGCCACCGCCACCUCCUCGUCCCGAUUCCGUACCACCACGACCAAUUCAUCUUACCGAUCGCCCGCCCAUGGACGCCGACGACCCUUCUGCCGCCACCGCCGCCUCAGACGACGACACCUUCUUCGACGCCCUUGACUCGCUCCCCUCCCCUUCUCCUUCACUUUCGCCUUCGCCUUCGCCUCCCCCUUCCCCUUCCGCUCCCCCUCUCCACACCCCCUCCUCCUCCACGCUCCGCCGCCGCCCGCGCCGCGGAAAGAGUCUAAAGCAGCCCGACUCCGUCUUCUCCCCUUCUCCCUCGGCCUCCGCAGCCACCUCCACCGUCACCGCCGUCGAGGACGAGCCUCUCAAGCCCGAUUCCUCCGAGGCCACCAGCGCCGCCCCUCGCACUGUCCCCGCAUCCGAGGUGGAGGAGGAGGAACAAGAGGAGCACAAUAAGGCCACGGAUGCGGAUGCGGAUGUUGAGGUGGAGGCGCGAGCUCCUACGCCGACGCCGACGCCAACGCCGACGCCGGCCCCGAGCAUACUCGAGUACCUUGCCGUGCUCGUCAUUAAGGCAGUGGUCUUCCAGGUCAGCGCGCUCAUCAGCUGCCUCGCGUUCCCGGUCCGGCUGCUGCAAUGGUGGUUCCUCUUCAUGACCGACCCGCUCGGUCUGGCCCGGCGCGCGAGGGCGUGGGCGCUCGGUGUGGCUGGGGACGCCGCGGGGAUUCUGACCGCACGUCUUGGAGGAGGGGAGGGUGUGGGGAAGGUGGCACAGAGGAUUGUGUGGGGGUCGCUCUGGGCUGCAUAUGUCUGCGUGGUUCUGUGUUCAUUGCUGAUUAUGGCAUUCGUGGGAGGGGGGCUCUUGGUGGGAAAAAUUGUUGAGGAACCUGUUCAAGUGACAGAGACCCUGAAUUUUGAUUACACCAGACCUAGCCCAAUGGCGCUUGUGCCGGUGCCGCGGUUGGUGCCCCCGAAUCAGCGGAUGCAGCUUGAGGUAUCGCUGACACUGCCAGAGUCUGAUUACAACCGGAGGCUUGGUGUUUUCCAGGUAAAGGCAGAGUUUCUCUCCGCUGAUGGCAAAGUGAUGUCAACUUCAAGUCAACCAUGCAUGCUCAAGUUCAAGAGUGUACACAUGCACUUCAUAGAGACUUUUCUCCAAAGUGUUUCUCUUUUGUCGGGCUACUCAUCAGAAUCUCAGGUUAUUAGACUAAAAAUGAGGGGUAUCACCCAAGGUUUGGAACCAACAACUGCGGUAAGGAUAAUCCUAGAGCAAAGAGCAGAGUUUGGUCGUGGUGCAGGCAUCCCAGAGAUAUAUGCUGCAUCACUGAAGCUUGAGGCUGAACUUCCUCUUUUCAAGAGAUUACUCUGGAACUGGAGAUGGACCCUUUUCGUUUGGAGCAGCAUGGGGUUCUUUGUUUUUGAAUUGUUGUUUGCACUUGUGUGCUGUAGACCUUGUAUAUUUCCCAGGAGUGGACAUAAUGUUGCUGCUCCUUGAGACCUUGGACUAACUCAUGUAAUGUAAUGUACAAUUCCAAAAUAAAUGAAAAUACGGCGUUGAUGUGGUACAA